GUGUCUCUCGCGUCCAAGCGUUGCCUUGGAGGGAGCUCCUUCACUCGGCUAUCUUUGGUGCAGCAGCGGCAGCAGCAGCAGCAGCGCGGUGCGACGGGGCGCACACUGAGUCAGCCAGCCACCCAGCAGCAAUGUCGGAGAGUGGGAGUCAGGAAUCCGCCGCGGCCCCGAACGGCAGCGACAGCCCGUCAAAGAGAGCUCAAAGACCGGCCGUCGGCAACAGAGUGACCGUGGUGCUCGGAGCUCAAUGGGGCGACGAGGGGAAAGGAAAAGUUGUGGAUCUUCUGGCACAAGACGCCAACAUGGUGUGCAGAUGUCAGGGCGGCAACAACGCAGGCCACACGGUGGUGGUUGACUCGGUGGAGUACGACUUUCACCUCCUCCCCAGCGGCAUCAUCAACCCCAAGGUCACCGCCUUCAUUGGCAAUGGUGUAGUGAUCCACCUUCCAGGUCUGUUUGAUGAGGCAGAAAAGAACGAACGCAAAGGUAAAGGUCUAGAAGAGUGGGAGAAAAGGUUGAUCAUCUCAGACAGAGCACAUAUUGUGUUUGACUUCCACCAAGCAGUUGAUGGCGUUCAGGAACAGCAGAGACAAGAGCAAGCAGGCAAGAACCUCGGGACAACAAAGAAGGGGAUUGGUCCAGUGUACUCGGCCAAGGCUGCCCGUAGCGGUCUCAGGAUAUGUGACCUGCUGGCUGACUUCACUAAGUUCUCUGAAAGGUAUAAAGUAUUGGCCCAGCAGUACAAGGCUAUGUACCCUACUCUGGAGAUUGACAUAGAGGGAGAGCUGGUCAAAUUAAAGGACUAUGUGGAGCGGAUUAAGCCCAUGGUGAGAGACGGGGUGCACUACAUGUAUGAGGCUCUUCAUGGACCUCCUAAGAAGAUCCUGGUGGAAGGAGCCAACGCAGCACUACUGGACAUAGACUUUGGGACGUACCCGUUUGUGACAUCGUCCAACUGCACGGUGGGCGGGGUGUGUACAGGUCUCGGCAUGCCGCCUCAGAACGUUGGCGAGGUUUAUGGCGUCGUCAAGGCGUACACCACCAGAGUCGGCAUUGGAGCUUUCCCCUCAGAGCAGAGCAACGACAUCGGAGAGCUACUUCAGACUCGGGGGAAGGAGGUGGGCGUGACCACAGGCAGGAAGAGGCGAUGUGGUUGGCUGGAUCUGGUGCUCAUCAAAUAUGCACACAUGAUUAAUGGCUUCACUGCUUUAGCACUCACCAAACUGGACAUACUUGACGUGUUCGCAGAGAUCAAAGUGGGCGUAGCGUACAAAGUCGACAACCAAACUAUACCUCACUUUCCAGCCAAUCAGGAGGUGUUGCAACGUGUGGAGGUAGAGUACGAGACGCUGCCGGGCUGGAACAGCGAUACCUCGGCUGCGAGGAGCUUUGACGAGCUGCCUGAGAACGCCCAGAAAUAUGUCCGCUUCAUUGAGGAGCAUGUGGGAGUGCCUGUCAAGUGGAUCGGAGUGGGAAAGUCUCGGGAGUCCAUGAUCCAGCUGUUCUAGACGAAUGGAGGAGAAAAUCAAGCAAAGAGGAUGCACAGCAGCGAAUCAACUGUACCCUUCUCCCCCUCCACCGACAUACACACAGCCUACCUACCUGUCUCAACUCUCCAACGGAGAUCAUCAUGUCUGUUUUUAAUGCUUUACCUGAGUGUCACAGCGUUACUCUCUGGAUCAGACUCGAAUCAGACUGACCUCCCUGUAUGAAUGUUUCCCAGCGUCUCCAUCUGGAUUUUAACAGUUUUAAACUCUAGGAUAACAGCUCCACAGUCAAGUCCCUCUCUUUAAUUUGUCCCCGUUUAUACCGUAGCCAUUUACUUCAGACAUACAACACACUAGGCGACACCAGCUGCCAUCGUGGUCUGAGAGGACAUGAGGGAACGGACUCUCACACACGCACGCACACACACACACACACAGAUUGACGCAGACACGGGUUCACCGCCCAGAGGAACUGUCCACAGACGUUUUGGUUGGUCAAACUUUGUUCAAGUGUAUUUUUGUUAAUCUAUGCUGUGUUUUAAAUGCGCUGUGCCAGUCUGGUGUAAAUCAGUUUAAAGGUUUUAACCUCAGUACUUUAGAUGCUUUGGACUAUAUCUGCUUUAUGUUUUAUUCUGCUGGGUUUACCUCAAAUCCUGACAUGAUAAAGGGAUCUUGUUGUAUUUGUAAUGUGUCUUUUUGUGAUGUUUUUUUUUUUUUUUCAUCAGACAGAUGAGUAAAGACAUCUUAUAUUGCCUUGUCAUUCAACCAAACAAUAAGCUUUUAAAUUUCCUGUAGCUAGUCACUGCUUCCACUGAAUGCUGUUGAUGAAGUACUGAUGCCCUUCUUGUCGUACUGUGAGAAGGCUCAUGGGUUUUGGGUUUAUUUUAGCAGGUGAGUUUUUCCAUGAGCUGGUACAGAGAGUCUGGUAUAACAAAUGAAAAUCAAUUCAAUAGGCCAGCAUCUUUCUACUCACAUUCUUCUGAUUGUUUAAAUUAUUAUUACCAUUGAUUUCUAUGCACUUUCAGUACAAUGUUCUGUUAAAGUGUAAAGGAAGGCAACGGUAACAACUUUUACACCAAGAGAAGUGUAAAUAUGGAUUGAUAAAACUGUAUAAGAGA
Molecule: messenger RNA, 2605 nt
Organism: Dicentrarchus labrax (European seabass)
Lineage: Eukaryota; Metazoa; Chordata; Actinopteri; Moronidae
Gene: adss2
Product: adenylosuccinate synthase 2
Exons: 13
Coding region: 132-1508 (458 amino acids)
Biological process (GO): IMP metabolic process; 'de novo' AMP biosynthetic process
Cellular component (GO): cytoplasm
Molecular function (GO): adenylosuccinate synthase activity; GTP binding
Source: RefSeq, a predicted model, not a curated record